This is a messenger RNA of Plasmodium gallinaceum, 1170 nucleotides long. Its product is annotated as conserved Plasmodium protein, unknown function. Lineage: Eukaryota; Apicomplexa; Aconoidasida; Haemosporida; Plasmodiidae. The record is from RefSeq and is a predicted model, not a curated record. Bases 1 to 1170 code for a protein of 389 amino acids. The transcript has a single exon.
AUGAAUGAUGAAGAGAAAGUUUUCUAUAAAUUUAUGGAAAAUAAAAUUCUUCUAAAAAAAUUUUGUGAAGAAUAUAUAAAAAUAAAAAAAAAUGAAGAAUAUAUUAACAAAGAAGCUAAUGAAAUAAAACUAAAAAAUUGUCAACUUGAAAAUGAAAUAGAAAAAUACAAAGAUAUAUUAAAGAACAUUGAAAAAAAAAAAGUUGAAGAAAUUGAAAAUAAUAAUUUUGAAUUUGAUAUAAAAAUUAAAAAAUUAGAAAAACAUAUGAACUUUUUAAAUUCAUGCUUAAAUACAGAAAAAGAAAACUAUCAUUUGAACGCAAAAGAAUUAAUAUCUUUAAAAUAUGAAAAUAAUAAAUUAAAAUCAGACUUAAAUAAAAGUGAAUAUAAUACAGAAGACAAAGAAAAUCAAAUAAAUCAAAAUAAUAUAACUGUACUAAAUAAAAUUUAUUCAGAUAUUGACAAAAAAAUUGAAGAUAUGACAAAUCUAUUAAAUGAAAUAAAAAAUUGCAGAAAUGAUGCAGAACAAAAAAUAAAAGAUUACGAAACACUUUUAAGUAAUUAUUUAAAAAAAAUAUCAGAUAUAAAUUUAAAAUACGAACAAUUUUAUAAGUUAUAUAAAGAAGCUGAACAUAAGAAUAACAUGAGUAAAUAUAAAAAAAAAGUUUUAAAAAAUCGAAUAAGUGAACUAAAAAAUUGUAAUAAGCUCUUAUCAAAUCAAAUUUCUACAUUAAAAAAAGACAUUAAGAUCAUAGAAAUGGAGAAAAAUGAAUAUUAUUCCCUAUUAAAAAAAGCAGAAAAAAAAAACCUAUUAUUAUAUCAUAAAUUAAAAAAAAAUGAUGACAAAUUUUAUUCUUCAUCAGAUUACAUUGAUAAAAAUGACUUUUUGUGGGAUAUGUUAAAUGAAAAUAUAGAGGAAGUAUUUUAUAAUAACCUAAAAAAUAAAUCAUCAUUAAUUAAAGGUGAUUUAAUACUUAGUCAAAACGUAUAUGAUUAUAUAAAUUUAAAAGAAAUAGAAAAAAGACCAAUUUAUUUAAGGAGUAAAACUAAAAGAAGGGAUCCUUAUCGUUUAGAAGAAUUUAAUAUAAAAAGAGAAAGAAAAAGAAAAAACAUUCUCUUUUAUUCAGACAAUGAUUAUGAUAAGAAAAAAAGGCGUAAGGAUAUUAAAUGA